GGAUCUGGAGGAAGGAAAGUCAGGCGGACAUAAGCACGCACGCACCACAGGGAGAUCAGAACCUCCAGCUGGUUCUCUGCUGCCACAGCUCCACUGAAGGCAGGGGAGGAAGAGGAGGCAGCCUUGUGGGCCCUUGACCCUGAGCUGACAGAAGAGGCUGGUGUGUGCAGGCACAUCACCUGGAUCAUGAAGGCCUCCCUCUGCUGGCUCCUCCCACUUCUCAUCCUGGCCUCUGAGGCCCAAGAUCAGCCAACAAAACGACCGAGAACCAAGCCCAAGCAGCCCAGGCCACCCCGGCCUGGCCGGCCCCUCCGGCCCACACCCAGCUUCCCUCGGCCUCAGCCCCGGGAGCCUGCAGAGCCCACAGACCUGCCCCCGCCCCUGCCCCCGGGCCCCCCGUCUCUCUUCCCUGACUGUCCUCGUGAAUGCUACUGCCCCUAUGACUUCCCGUCGGCCCUCUACUGCGACAGCCGCAACCUCCGCAAGGUGCCGGUCAUCCCCUCCCGCAUCCACUACCUCUACCUGCAGAACAACUUCAUCUCCGAGCUGCCGCUGGAGGCCUUCAAGAACGCCUCAGGCCUGCGGUGGAUCAACCUGGACAACAACCGCAUCCGCAAGGUGGACCAGAAAGUGCUGGAGCGGCUGCCCAGCCUGGUGUUCCUCUACAUGGAGAAGAACCAGCUGGAGGAGGUGCCAGUCGCGUUGCCGCGGAGCCUGGAGCAGCUGCGGCUGAGCCAGAACCUCAUCUCCAAGAUCCCUCCCGGCGCCUUCAGCAAGCUGGAGAAGCUGCUGCUGCUCGACCUGCAGAGCAACCGGCUCCGUGAUGAUGUGCUGCGGCCCGACACCUUCCAGGGCCUCAAGAGCCUCAUGCAGCUCAACCUGGCCCACAACACGCUGCGGAAGAUGCCCCCCAAGGUGCCCCCCGCCAUCCACCAGCUCUACCUGGACAGCAACCGCAUCGAGACCAUCCCCAGCGGCUACUUCAAGGCCUUCCCCAACCUGGCCUUCAUCCGCCUCAACUACAACCGCCUGUCUGACCGUGGGCUGCCCAGGAACUGCUUCAACAUUUCCAACCUGCUGGUGCUGCACCUGGCCCACAACCAGAUCAGCAGCGUGCCUGCCAUCUCCAGCCGGCUCGAGCACCUGUACCUCAACAACAACAGCAUCGAGAAGAUCAACGGGACCCAGAUUUGCCCUAACAACCUGGUGGCUUUCCAUGACUUUUCCUCGGACCUGGAGAAUGUGCCCCACCUCCGCUACCUGCGGCUGGAUGGGAAUCACCUGAAGCCGCCCAUCCCGCUGGACCUCAUGAUGUGCUUCCGCCUGCUGCAGUCCGUGGUCAUCUAGGACUCCCUCUGCCCAGCUCUUCUCUGGCACCUCUCUCUAGCUCCCUCUCUCUGCCUUUCCUAGUCCAUCUUCCUGAGGCAAGGACUAGCCACCCACUCUGCUGCACCACCAGCCUCUGGAAUAAGAGCUCCAUGCCUUGCUUUGGUUUUCACCCAGCCCAGAGACCUCCUAGCUACCCAAUUCCUGGCCCUCAGUGCACCAUUGUGUGUCUAAAAAUUCCACACACACACCUCCUGCCCCGUCAGUCCUGGGUAAGUUGGGGCCACACAUGGACUAACACGUGGAGUGUGAUCCUGGCAGAAGCAAGCAGGAGAGGAGCAAGGAGGCCUGGAGGUCAGGUUUGGAAAGUCCUGCUGGAGGCUCCCUCUCCUUUGGCCAAAGUGUCUGAGCAAUUCAGACCACCCUUAGCCAAGGAUCCCAAUCUUCCAAAACUGCUGCUCCACGCUGGACGUGGCGCUGGCUCUCUGCCAGCCUCUGUUCUCCAGAAAGAAGUACAAGAAAAUGGGCCAAGGGGGUGGAGGAUCAGGGUUCUUGAAAGGGCCUGCAUCUGGGUGUGUCUUCACGGGAGUGAGCUGGAGCCUGCAACCCACACGCCCAGCCUGGCUCUGGGGCGAUCCUGAUUAGGCCUCUCUGUUCCCCGAGUGAGAACUGGGAGGGACAGUCACAUGAAGUAUGACUCUGAGAACCAGGCACCAGCCAGCGGGUAGGACUCACAGCCUGGUGUGGGUUCCGUGGGUGCAGAGGGCUCAGCACCCCUCCAUCCCUGGUCACCCUGGACCAGAGGCCCAAUGCCCUGGGGAACAGAGUGUCCAACGUGGAGGGUUGGGGCCACCGCCCCAUCCCGCCAUCUGUGUUCUAUCAGUAGGGACAGGCUGAGCCUCUCCACUCCGCCCCACCCCCAUCCCCCACUGAAGAAUUUGGGCGGAGCCUCUGGAAAUCUCCCAGUAGCCGCUUCUGCAUGUGCACAGUGACCAUCCCUACUGGGACAGACACACCAGCGACACCUGGUGGCUGGUGAGGGUCACAGCUGGCCUCCCCCACUUACUCCAGGCCCCUCUCUGGGGUGGUUUUCCCAGGCCUCAAGAUGGGCGCUGACCCCCAUAUGGCUGAUAACAGUCUGAACCUUGUUUCUCUUAGGUCUGGACUUGUGGGUCCCUUCUGCUGUCAUCUCCCACAUAUGGAAACUGAAGUCCCUCCAAACCCCCAGGUUCUGGUCAGCCGUUCCUGCUGCAGGGCAAGUCCUAAAUAUUAUUAUAUCCCCUGUGAGGCCUGUUCUAGUCCUUAAAGCCCCUGGCCUGGGACCCCCAGGACAGACUCCUCUCCCCCUUAUACUUCCUCUGAAGGCGGGGGGCAUUUGUGGGUAUUCCAGAAAUAAGUAACUACAAGGCCACCCUCAGGUCAGAUUGAGAAAUGUUCCCAGGGUUUUUAAGAAACUAGACUAAGCUAGGUCCUUUCAGAGAUGGCCAGUGUACCUGCUCAAGCCUUUCUUCUGCCCACACACGGGAAGCAUGGCUCUGUCCUGUACGAGCUUCCUUCCCCCGCAUCCUCUGUCACUGUCUCACUCUUCCUGGCUGCAGCUGGUUUUUCCAAGGCUCCUGCUUAAAGUCAGUCUAUUACUGUGGCUGCGAGCAACCUGGUGCUAUGGCCUGGAUAAGCCCCCUUCUGCGCCUGGUUCAUACCUCGCAACCUCAGCCUCUCUGCUCUGAGGAGCACAGUCCCCUUGGCUCCCCAGGCAGGAGGGGCCAUCCCCUGCUCCUGCAAAAACCCGGACUGUCUUGUGUCAGAAACAACAUAGUUACCAUUAGCCCACUGCCCCAUACAUUGCUCCCUGCAGCUAUGAACCAGAGAAGAUUAGGGUUCAUCUCACUUUACAGUACCCCCACCCCAAUGUGCUGAUUGUCCCUCCUGCGUUAGGGGGAGCUGCUCCUCCAGACACAGGCUCACCCUCUGUGCUAUUGGUGUCGCCAUAGACAGGUGUGUGUGUAAGUGUGUGCGUACACAGCACAUACAUCCAUUCUUCCUGGAAGACUGUGCUCACUUUUGUGAAAUGCCUUUUACACCCCAACAUGCUUCACAACAGAGGAAAUAAAGGAAUAUACAAAAGA
Erinaceus europaeus (western European hedgehog) is the source of this 3452-nucleotide messenger RNA. It is a transcript of the gene PRELP, whose product is annotated as proline and arginine rich end leucine rich repeat protein. Lineage: Eukaryota; Metazoa; Chordata; Mammalia; Eulipotyphla; Erinaceidae. Gene Ontology annotation, molecular function: protein binding; heparin binding. Gene Ontology annotation, cellular component: extracellular exosome. The record is from RefSeq and is a predicted model, not a curated record. The transcript has 3 exons. The coding region runs from base 187 to 1347 and encodes 386 amino acids.